Rhododendron vialii is the source of this 1700-nucleotide messenger RNA. Its product is annotated as plasmodesmata-located protein 2-like. The transcript has 3 exons. Gene Ontology annotation, biological process: plasmodesmata-mediated intercellular transport; transport of virus in multicellular host. NCBI's taxonomy places the organism in Eukaryota, Viridiplantae, Streptophyta, Magnoliopsida, Ericales, Ericaceae. Bases 549 to 1454 code for a protein of 301 amino acids. The record is from RefSeq and is a predicted model, not a curated record. Gene Ontology annotation, cellular component: plasmodesma.
GGAAAUACGCUCCAACCCAAUGUUCCAAUUUCAAAUCCUCACUCAAUGCCUGAUGUGUACUUUGCGUCAAAAUUCAAUGCCUCCCACAGAAAUUGAUUCCUUCCCUCCUCUCUCUCCUAACCUCUUUUACCUAGAGAAUAUUUCCUCUUUUAUAGUUAUUUAUUGAAACACUUUGUUCUCAUUCUCUUCAAAAAAAAAAAAAAAAACUGAUUUACAUAUAUAUAUAUAUAUAUAUAUAUACACAUAUAAAUUUAUAUAUAAUAUUAUUUGCACAGUGUACACCUCUGCUUGUACAGAGAACAAGUUGCCCUCAUCUGUUCAUCCACUCCAAAAAACAAGAAAGCAAAAUCCCAACCUUCACAAACCCAAAACCAAAGAGAAACCAAAACCUCUUUUGAGUGAAAAAACCGAGAAAAAGCAGGCACCAAAGAACUAAACACGUACCCUUUCAUUUUUUUUUCUCAUUUGUUCAAAAGCCCACCUCUCAAAAUCCCUCAAAAAGAUCAAUGAUUUAAGCCACCAGCAGCUCCACCACAAUUUUCACUCAAAUGGGUUUACGCAAAAAGCACUUUAGCCUCCUCUCUCUCCUUCUCCUCCUCCUCCUCCUCAUUUUUCCCAAUCUUGACCCCAUCCCACUCUCUGAAUCUGCACCUGAUUACUCCACUCUGGUGUACAAGGGCUGUGCUAAGCAGUCCAUCUCGGAUCCAUCUGGGGUUUACUCCCAAGCCCUCUCAGCCCUUUUCGGGUCACUAAUUUCACAGUCUUCGAAAGCCAAUUUCUUCAAAACCACCACUGGCAGCGGCCAAACCACCAUUUCUGGCCUUUUCCAGUGCAGGGGUGACCUAAGUAAUGUUGACUGCUACAACUGUGUGAGUAAGAUCCCUGUACUCAUUGACAAGCUCUGUGGGACCCCCAUUGCUGCAAGAAUCCAGCUCCUGGGCUGUUACAUGCACUAUGAGGUGUCUGGGUUCACCCAAAUCUCUGGUAUGGAGAUGCUUUUCAAGUCUUGCAGUGGGAAAAGUGGGGGAGGAAAUGGGUUCGGAGAGAGCAGGGAUACAGCCUUUUCAGCUCUGGUGAGUGGGAUGGGAAAUGGGUUGUUUUACACAACAAGUUUUCAGUCUGUUUUUGUCUUGGGGCAGUGUGAGGGGGAUUUGGGGGCAGCAGAUUGUGGCAGUUGUGUGAAGAACGCUGUGCAGAGAGCUCAGGUGGAGUGUGGGAGCUCAGUUUCUGGACAGGUUUAUCUCAACAAGUGCUUUGUUAGCUACAGCUAUUACGCUAAUGGGGUCCCCAAGAAGUCUCCAUCUGAUGAUUCCUUUUCUUCUCCAUCAGGGUGGUCAGGGGAGAAUACAGGGAAGACAGUGGCUAUUAUAUUAGGAGGUGCAGUAGGAGUGGGGUUUGUAGUUAUUUUGUUGAUGUUUGCCAGGAAUUUACUGAAGAAACAUGAUGAUUAUUGAUAAAAGGGGAUGGGUUUAAACUUCUUGUUGAGGUAGACUCAUUCUUUCUAUUUGUUUAUGGGAAUUUUUUUUGUUUAGAGGCCAGAAAUUGGUGGAUAGAUGGGGCAUGAAAGUUAGAACUUUAGGAGGAUGAUUUUGUCAUGUAAAUGAAUGUUUGUGCCAUUUUGGAUUUGGUGAUAAAACUGGGGAAGAGAAUUGUGGUUUUGGCACAUUUUUCCAAAAUUGCCAUGUGGUCUGUUUUUGUCA